This is a messenger RNA of Emys orbicularis (European pond turtle), 1186 nucleotides long. RefSeq names its product syntaxin 5 (gene STX5). Gene Ontology annotation, biological process: vesicle fusion; intracellular protein transport; endoplasmic reticulum to Golgi vesicle-mediated transport. Gene Ontology annotation, cellular component: Golgi membrane; SNARE complex; endomembrane system. NCBI's taxonomy places the organism in Eukaryota, Metazoa, Chordata, Testudines, Emydidae. The transcript is spliced from 11 exons. Gene Ontology annotation, molecular function: SNARE binding; SNAP receptor activity. Bases 88 to 1107 code for a protein of 339 amino acids. The record is from RefSeq and is a predicted model, not a curated record.
GUGGCAGUGACGUUGUACCCGGCCGGUGGGGUCUAGGUUGUAACAACCAGCGGUAGAUCUGCGUCUCGCGCCAGGUUAUGAGCCUCAAUGAAUACGAGAAAACGCCACGGCUCUAAGAACACGGAUCAGGGCGUUUAUCUGGGACCUUCGCAGAUACAGGAGCUGCACCCGCCUGCUGCCACCACCGUCGCCUCCUCCCUGUCAUUCCCGGACACCAUGUCGUGUCGCGAUCGCACCCAGGAGUUCCUCUCCGCCUGCAAGUCCUUGCAGAGCAGACAGAAUGGGCUGCAGCUGAACAAACCCGCUCUGAACGCCAUGCGCCAGAGGAGCGAAUUCACCGUCAUAGCCAAGCGCAUCGGGAAAGAUCUCAGCAACACCUUUGCCAAGCUGGAGAAGCUGACCAUCUUGGCCAAGCGGAAGUCCCUGUUUGACGACAAGGCGGUGGAGAUAGAGGAGCUGACGUACAUCAUCAAACAGGACAUCAACAGCCUGAACAAGCAGAUUGCCCAGCUGCAGGACUUCGUGCGGGCCAAGGGCAGCCAGAGCGGGCGGCACGUGCAGACCCACUCCAACACCAUUGUGGUGUCGCUGCAGUCCAAACUGGCCUCAAUGUCCAAUGACUUCAAGUCAGUGCUGGAGGUGAGAACAGAGAACCUGAAGCAACAGCGGAGCCGGCGUGAGCACUUCUCCCGCACCCCGAUGCCCCUUACUGCCAGCAACCUGGGUGGCUCCGCGAUGCUGCAGGAUGAACCACGGCGGGCGGGGGACGUGGCCAUUGACAUGGACAACCGGACGAGCCAGCAGCUGCAGCUGAUUGACGAACAGGAUUCGUAUAUCCAGAGCCGGGCGGACACCAUGCAGAACAUUGAAUCCACCAUUGUGGAGCUGGGCUCCAUCUUCCAGCAGCUGGCGCACAUGGUGAAAGAGCAAGAGGAGACCAUCCAGAGGAUUGAUGCCAACGUGGAGGACGCCCAGCUGAAUGUGGAGGCCGCGCAUUCCGAGAUCCUCAAAUACUUCCAGUCAGUUACCUCCAACCGCUGGCUCAUGGUCAAGAUCUUCCUCAUCCUCAUCGUCUUUUUCAUCAUCUUUGUGGUGUUCCUGGCCUGAGCUGUCCCCUUGCACCUGCCCUCCCCCAGCACCUGGAGCCCCCGCCCUCUCUCUGGCGGAGCCACUCGUGGACAUCUAU